AUGGAGCAAUUCGAAUUCCAUCCCGCAACCACUUCCCACAACCGCACCUGGUUCCCCAUCGAACCAGGCGUAGACGAACUCGUCCUCAACGAAGAUAAGCAGACAGGUCGACGCACCACUCUACAAAGAUGGCAACCCGGCGCACGCAACCAGCAGGACGUCUUUAUCCACGACUACGUGGAGGAGAUUUACAUGGCUGAGGGUGACUUGUACGACGAGAAUCUGCAGCAGGGCUGGUCCAAGGGCGCUUAUGCGUACCGGAAACCCGGGAUGCGGCAUGGCCCGUUUAGAAGCGAGGGUGGGUGUUUGAUGUUUAUUGUCUGUAUCCCUGUGGAUAAACAGGGGGAGAAGGAAGUUGGUGAGAAGGUGUAG
Fusarium pseudograminearum CS3096 is the source of this 372-nucleotide messenger RNA. RefSeq lists its product as uncharacterized. The record is from RefSeq and is a predicted model, not a curated record. The coding region runs from base 1 to 372 and encodes 123 amino acids. The transcript has a single exon. Lineage: Eukaryota; Fungi; Ascomycota; Sordariomycetes; Hypocreales; Nectriaceae.